AUGCCGAUACCGCAACAGCUGCGGCGGCGGGCGACGGUAUUGCUGGUAAGCACCCUCGCGGCCAGUACUAUGGUGUAUGUUGCAUACGGUAAAAGCAGCGGAAACCGCAUGGCGAGGGUACAGAUGGAGGUGCGCAGCUCCACUACUACACGCCACUUGAAGCCAGGGACAAUAGUGAACCCAAGUGAACCGUUCAAGUGUCAAGACGGCAGCAGGUCGCGUGCGUCACGACGACACCAUUUAGUUGACCAGGCACUCGCCUCUGCACGAAAUGUAUCUAAUGGUUCCAACAGCGCCGACCGUCGAAGGAUGUUCCGCGGCUGGAGCUAUUUCCCAACUUGCUGCCAACCCCAUCAGGUCUCUAUUGACCUUUUACUGCAACGAAACCGGACUUGGCAACCUGCGUGGAAGCAUCAUAGACCAACUCUAUUUGCUACCAUGGGCCUGGACAUAAAGUACUGCAAAGUGACGGUCCACAAGGCCGACACCAAGGCGUCACCCUAUCGGGUGCGACGACAAACGGUCGGUCAAGAAGGUCAGUGCCUGCUUCGGCGCUGCACUUCGGAUCAAACACCAGUGGCUGUGCCGAGGCCGUCCUAUAACCCAUACGUUCCUGCUGUCGGCAGCGGUUGUUUGGACGAGGUUCCGGACGACGACGCAGUCGACAUUGCUGUGCUGAGUGAAGAUGAGUCGCUCGUGUCGUCACGACGCCGGGCACACACGACGUCGUCCUUGUCAUCGUCCGCGCGGCUGUCGAAUGUCCUGAAUCCGCUGUCGCGCUUGACGAUUCGAUUCAGGGAACACUUGACCGACCCUGAGGUCAACAAGACUGCGGUUUCGUCGACAACCAGUGCCUCGUCGACUCGGGAUGUGAUGGGCUCUCAGCUCUUGCUGCCAACUCCACCGCCGAUGAUGGACUUGAUCAGUUCGUUUCUAGAGCUCGACACGGAUGGCAACGACGAUAUCGUUCGCCCCACAUUGGAGGAUGCAGCGAGUCUAAUGGCCAAAACGCCUCCGAUCCCAACUGGAAUGACGCUGGAGGUGCUGUCUGCUUCGGAGCACGAGACGUCUUCGAUCUUGUCGCACCAAUACGAAACGCUGCUUCUCAACCAGUUCCACCAAAGAAGUCCGUCACCACGUGUGCUGGGCGACAAUGACGGCGGAGAACUGAGUGAAAGUGAAAUGGAGGACGACAAUGCAAGCAGCGCUUCCACAGACGACUACGGCGACGACGUGACGGACCACUCUGUGGACAUUGGCAGUAUUCUGUGUACACGUGAGCAAGCCGUAGCGAACUCGAGAGCUUCGCUUCGUAACAUGAACCGUGUGAGGACACGCUUCCGGACACCAACUGGUCAGAAGCGUGUGGUGGGCGGCUCAGCGCGCAAUAUCCGUGGACUUAGCUCUCCGCCACGUAUGGUAGAAGCCCAAAUCGGUCGCCCCCGGAAGGCUACUGUGCCUGACGCAGGUGAAGGUGCUGCAGGUUUCGGUAUCCACCCUCGCGACAACGAGGUUCCUUCGGUGCCCCUGUAUCACGGACAGGAGCUGCACCUGGCUUUCAAAACAACAAAGGGUCGGAUCACUCAAGUUCAAGGCCACGCUGUUCGACGUAAAGGUCACAAGAACCCCUUCUCGCGUCGUGUUCGUUGCAACGCCGUCCAGCCGUUCGAUACUUUGGAAGACAGUGACACGCUGCGCAUUAUUGGACAUACGACGGGUGACUUGCUUUGCGGUGGAGACUGCGUCUCGUUCGCACGCACCAAUGGAACAGUGCUGCGGAUGCAAAAGAUGUCCAAGAAGCUCACAUUCAGCAACAAGAUCGACGAGCGAGCCAAGUUCAUUAUCGUUGGAGUGCCUGACCGCACACCCGUGACGUCGACGUCCAAGUUCUACCUCCGAAGUGUGUACGACAACAAGAAGACAGUGGGCUUUUUGGCGUCUCGACGUGAGGACCACCCGGGCUGUCUGGCGAUGUACGUCCAUCGUGACGCCGAAGACAGCAAGGUCGAGCCUAUCCAGUUCUUCAAGCGCGACGGGGGCCAUGGGUUAGCUUUCGGACUUCGCCCGCAACAGUGGUUGUAA
Messenger RNA from Peronospora matthiolae, 2082 nucleotides. NCBI's taxonomy places the organism in Eukaryota, Oomycota, Peronosporomycetes, Peronosporales, Peronosporaceae. The record is from the annotation of a GenBank genome assembly.